Sphaerulina musiva SO2202 is the source of this 1404-nucleotide messenger RNA. RefSeq names its product PLP-dependent transferase. NCBI's taxonomy places the organism in Eukaryota, Fungi, Ascomycota, Dothideomycetes, Mycosphaerellales, Mycosphaerellaceae. The transcript has 3 exons. Bases 1 to 1383 code for a protein of 460 amino acids. The record is from RefSeq and is a predicted model, not a curated record. Gene Ontology annotation, cellular component: cytosol. Gene Ontology annotation, molecular function: pyridoxal phosphate binding; transaminase activity.
AUGGACCCUGAAAACUUCUUCCAGACUUCUCAUAUUUUCCAUCGAUCUUUUGCAAAGAAGCCCCAUCGAGUAACUUCAGCUUCUGGUCUGAAAUUGCAUCUCGAAGAUGGCCGAACCAUUAUCGAUGCCACGGGAGGCCCUGCAGUCGCAUGUCUCGGCCACAAUAUUCCAGAAGUCGCCGACGCCGUGGGAGCACAAUUGCAAAAAGUCGGCUACCUGUUCUCCGCAGGACCGUACUCUGAAGAGACUACCGAGCAGCUCGCGGCGGAAAUCCUUCAAGAUGAGCCGGGAGGGCUGUCCAAAGCGAUUUUUCUGGGCUCGGGGAGUGAAGCGACGGAUACGAUGCUGAAGACAGUUGCGCAGUAUUGGCAUUGCAAAGGGGAACCGCAGCGAGUGAAGUUCAUUGCGCGGAAACAGAGUUAUCAUGGGAAUACCUUGGGUGCUCUCAGCAUUACAGGUCACGAGAGUCGCAGAAAGUUGUGCGAGCCCUGGAUGUCGAAGAAUGUUUCGUUUGUAGACGCUUGUUGUUUCUACCGUGGCAAGCGUGAUGGCGAGACAGAGGCCAUGUAUCUACAGCGGUUGGUAGAUCAGCUGGAAGAACAGUUCCAGCUCCUCGGCCCCAACAACGUUGCAGCCUUCGUUGCAGAGACGGUGGCAGGCUCCACUUUGGCAUGCGUUCCGGCUGUGAAAGGGUAUUUCCAAGCUGUGAGAGCCAUAUGCGACAAGUAUGGCGCGCUCUUGGUCCUUGACGAGGUCAUGUGCGGCAUGGGAAGAACGGGCACGAUGCACGCUUGGCAACAAGAGGGCAUUCGAGGUCCGGAUUUACAAAUGAUUGGCAAGUCCUUGGGAGGCGGCUUCAUUCCUCUUGCAGCAGUGCUCGUUCAUCAGCAGGUCUUCCAAACGGUCGUUUCCGCCAGUAACGGGUUAGCUGGAGGUCACACGUUUCAGGCACAUCCCACUGCCUGUGCAGCUGCGCUUGCAGUGCAGCGUAUCAUACGUCGAGACGACCUCGUUGCCAAUGUGCGGAAUAUGGGGCUCAUUCUUGAACGGCUGCUGAGAAAGACUCUCGGCCCUCAUCCGCUAGUGGGCGACAUCCGUGGACGAGGCCUGUUCUGGGCAGUGGAAUUUAUGCGUCAUCCUGAGCUCCGUGAGCCGUUUCCGAUGGACGAUGACUUUUCUCAAAGAGUCGUUCGCGAGGCAUUGGAGGGCCAAGGACUCCAAGUCCUGGCCAAUAUGGGCUUCCCCGGCACAUGGAAGGUGGAUUCGGUCGUCAUCUGUCCCCCUUUCAUCGUGACAGAGAUCGAGUUGGAGGAGAUCGUGAAGCGGCUGAAGGCGGCGGUGGAUGUGAUCUCAGCGCCGUAUCUGCAUGCUGCCGUCUCUUAAGUAGUCAUAGCGCGAGCGGUG